AUGAGCGGCCAGACACUGGUUAACAUCCAGAUUGAAGAAAGCAAGUACAACAAAAUACCCUCAAUUACCAUAUGUUAUCCCCGGCUACUGUCAAUGAAACAAGUUGCUGAUGUAUACCCUGUGACUUAUGGUGAACAGUACAACGCUUACUUGGACACCAUGCGAAGUAUCGCUGAUGGUGAUAUUAGUUAUGAAAAUAGCACUAUGGUUUCACACCUGAACCGUUUAUACGAUGGGAAUGUAUCAGGGUUAAUUAAUGAGGGAAAUCGCCUUCGCGAUUUGUUUGACCUGAGCAUACCUUAUCAUUAUGGUGAUAAGAAUUCAAGCUUAUUUAAUAAAGGCAAAUUGACCGAGUUCGGUAUUGAUAUACAUGUAAAAGGCAUUAGGUUGUUUUAUAAAAAUAUGACUCUUAAUGUGAUCGAGGUCAAAGACACGGAUCCCAUUGAGUCCGUGGUAUUACCUGACGGUCGCCAGGGGUCGAAGUGUUUCACAUUUUUUAGUCAAAUGAAACCUAAAUGGAGGGAAUACCAGAUUGAUUUAAAAGUGAUGCACAUAAACAUCUAUCAGCACGAGUCCUGGUUCCCACCCAGCUUGUACGAUGGGUCGGCCCACGUAUAUCUGUCAAUGCAUUCGCCAAACAUAAUGCCCCAGCAAAUGAGCUCAAAUAAUUUCAUCAGGCUACAAGCGGGCAAAUGGUACGAAAUGACGUACAACCGGUGGAAAACCAUACUAUUGCCGCCCGGGUAUGACACCAAGUGUCGCGACUAUCGCCUAAGCAGCACCAAAUCAGGCGAUCAACUGCGAGCCGACUGCGUUAAUCAGUGCAUUUACGACGGUCUGGUCAAGCAUUGCGACCAUGAUAAACAAGCAGCCCAACAUGGUCAAGAUCCACUAUGCCUGUAUCGAUCGGAUAUUUUAUGGCGCAAAGACCUUGUGGAAUCUGGUGCACUUUUAGAUAACAAUCGCAUAUGCGCUAAAUACGACCCUGGUACAGUCAACGCACACCUGGCCGAUGAGCGCACGGUAUACCGAAGGGUGUGUUUGCAGAGUCACGCGUUACGUGUGAACGGCGAGUGCGAACUCAAGUGCCCUCAAGAGUGCAAUAAUAGGUACUAUAACUAUAACGUGAAAACUAGCGAUAAAAUGGACGCACACUCGCCCUGGACUAAGCAGACACACGUCCGUAUGGCACACAAUCAGAUGCCUCAGCAAAUCACCGAACACAUACCCGAGAUCAGUUUUGUCCAGUAUAUAGGUACUGUGGGUGGAUUGAUGGGCAUGUGGGUGGUAAUCUGCUCGGCCAUCAUGGUUUACCAAGUGAUUGAUAUAACUGUCCAGUAUAUGAGCGGCCAGACACUGGUAAACAUCAAGGUCGCGGAGGUUAAGUACAACAAAAUCCCCGCGAUUACCAUAUGCUAUCCACGUCUACUGUCAAUGAAACGAGUGGCUGAAACAUUUCCAGACCUUUAUGGUAAACAGUAUGCAACUUACUUGGAUAGAAUGCAAAGUAUCGCUGAUGGUGAUAUUAGUUAUGAAAACAGCACGGUAGUUUCACACCUGAACGAUUUAUACGAUAGUAAUGUAUCAGGGUUGAUUUAUAAGGAGCAUCGACUGAGCGAUUUGUUUGACCUGAGCAUACCUUUUCAUUAUGAUAAAAAUUCUAGCAUAUUUAAUAAGAACAAGUUGACCGAGUUUGCUAUUGAUAUACGCUUGAAGGGCGUCAGAAUGCUCUAUGAAAACCGGACCCUUAAUUUGAUCGAGAUCACAGACACGGAUCCCAUUGAGUCCAUUGUGUUGCCCGACCGCCGCCAGGGGUUCAAGUGUUUCACAUUUUUUAGUCAACUGAAGCCCAAAUGGAUGGAAUACAAAAUU
Molecule: messenger RNA, 1872 nt
Organism: Medioppia subpectinata
Lineage: Eukaryota; Metazoa; Arthropoda; Arachnida; Sarcoptiformes; Oppiidae
Source: the annotation of a GenBank genome assembly